Molecule: messenger RNA, 3960 nt
Organism: Neurospora crassa OR74A
Lineage: Eukaryota; Fungi; Ascomycota; Sordariomycetes; Sordariales; Sordariaceae
Gene: pho-4
Product: phosphate-repressible phosphate permease
Exons: 3
Coding region: 1506-3278 (590 amino acids)
Biological process (GO): phosphate ion transmembrane transport
Cellular component (GO): membrane
Source: RefSeq, a predicted model, not a curated record
GUUCGAGUCACUGACCCACGUGUGUCGACGGCGAGCGUUGAUUUCUUCAUUCUCGACAUGCCAACGCCACUCUGCCGACCCAUUGGCAAUAUAUAAGCAUUCAGCUCUUCGCCCUUGGCUUUUCUUGGCUGCUUCGGCCAAGACCUCUUCUUUUACUCUUGUUAUUGUCGUUGGACCUUUCUUCCUCGGGGUAGUUCCUCUUCUGGCCCAAGCCAACCCGCAUUGGAGAUAUGGGAUGGACGUGUUGUAUGUUGGACGAGGUGAUUUGCUGGAAUCACUACUUUUAUGGGAUGAUCUCGAGCUUGGAGAGUGUUUGACCAUGGCGGACUUGUUCAAUCACGGCGGGACUAUGUUCGUUAUGUGUGGAUAUCGACUUCUGUCUGGUUCAUCCAGAAGCUCUGAAAGUGGGAGACACUCGAGGAGAACUCAACGCCGAGCUCAAGAAACUUGACCGAGUGGUCAAUAUCUUGAGCUUCAAGGCCAGAUAUACCUACGGUGGAUAUACCUGCAGUCUUCCCAAUGGGGCAGACCUCAGGUGACACGUCUGCGAGGAAGCCCCCCAAGCGUUCAAAACGAGACAAGCAGUAAGUAUCAUUGUCCAAUCUUCUUUCCAAACCCCUUUCGGCUGUUCACAGGAAUUGCACUCACUGCCACAUCACUGUCACGCGCCUUCAGCCCUCAAUGAUUCAAGGGUUUCCAUGCAAUCAUGUUCGUUGCAGAAGCGAAGCACGUUCACCAUCCCACGCUUCUUGACGUCCAAUGUUACUUCCAGCCUUCUCUGGAGGAGUCGAUCGAGAUGUUGGUGGGUGAACGGUACCUGACCUACCAAUCCUUCUCUUCCUAUUCCUUUUCCCCUGGACUCCACUUCCCCAAGGGUUCACGGUCUUGUCAUUACGGUCUUGUUCGACAAAAGAUCACUAGCAUGAUAUGCACUCGCCACGCGCCGAGCACGCCCAGAACCGAAAACGAUGAAGAUUCCUCCACCACGGCGGGCAUGCCCAGAAGCAGUUAACAACAGCGUUCGUACCACCACCACGGCCACCACCACUAUUCUCACACCAUCUCGUUCACCUCACCUCUUUGCCACACCGUUAAUGUGUGUGGGGCAAGCGAAUAUGCAGCAGUUAGGUCCUUGGCUGGCGAACACCAAGAAACAUUCACAUCCUGAGAUACCACACACGUGUGCCCGACCCUUGGAUGGGAUCGCCUCCCAUACGCAUUCCGUUGGUUUUCGACGGGACGUACCUGUUGCAACCUUGCUGCAGUACUCUAUGCACGAACAAUCCAUCCCGCGCAGUCUUGUAUAUCCUACAUAUAGGACCCAACCAUGGAAACCAUCCGAGCCCAAUCCUGUCUUCUCUUCAGCACCAAGCCGCUCACCAAACAAAAGAAAACAACCAGAGCAAGCUCAAGAGCUUCUCUUAGAGACGCUCGCGUGCCUUCCCUCACGCGACCAACUACCCUCUUUUCCUCAUUGUUUUGGUUGAAGCAACAUAUCGUUCAAGAUGGUUCUCCAUCAGUUCGAUUAUCUCCUUGCCAUCGGCACCAUCUUUGCUGCCCUUGAUGCUUGGAACAUUGGAGCCAACGAUGUUGCCAACUCCUGGGCCACCUCGGUCGCCGCCCGCUCCGUCACCUACCUCCAAGCCAUGAUCCUUGGCUCCAUCAUGGAAUUCGCCGGUUCUGUUGGCGUGGGUGCCCGCGUAGCCGACACCAUCCGCACUAAAGUCGUCGACACCACUCUCUUUGCCGAUGACCCGGCCCUCCUGAUGCUGGGCAUGGUCUGCGCCGUCGUUGCCUCCUCCAUCUACCUCACCAUGGCCACCCGCUUCGGCCUACCCGUCUCUACCACACACUCCAUCAUGGGUGGUGUCAUCGGCAUGGGCAUCGCGGCUGUCGGUGCCGACGGCGUCCAAUGGGUCGGCUCGAGCAUCAACGAUGGCGUGGUAUCGGUCUUCCUGGCCUGGGUCAUCGCGCCCGGCCUCGCCGGCGCCUUCGCGUCCAUCAUCUUCCUCGUCACCAAGUACGGCGUGCUGCUCCGUUCGAACCCGGUCUACAAGGCUUUCGUUAUGGUGCCCAUCUAUUUUGGUAUCACCGCGGCGCUGCUCUGCAUGCUCCUGCUGUGGAAGGGCGGCAGCUACAAGGUGACGUUAACCAACCCGGAGAUUGCGGGCACCAUCAUCGGUGUCGGCGCCGCCUGGGCCUUGCUAGUCACCAUCUUUUUGAUGCCUUGGCUUUACCGCAUCGUCAUCCUCGAGGACUGGCAGCUCCGUUUCUGGCACAUCCCUCUCGGCCCCCUCCUUCUCCGUCGCGGAGAGGUGCCUCCCCCGCCUGCGGACGGCUCCGGUGUCGUCCAGGAUUUCUAUGCCGGUCGCUUGACAAAGGAGCAACUCGCCGCCCGCCGCGCCGCUCAAAACGGUGACUCGGAAAUGGCCGCCGGUGCCGUCACAUCCUCCACCUCCAACCCCUCGGCUCCCACCGACGGCGAAAAGGGGGCCACCAUCACCAAGGACGACUCCUCCUACUCGCACGACCAUUCUGAGCCCGCCCAAGCCGCCCAACCCCAAAUCAAGACCAUGGUCGGCCCUCGCCCUGCUGGUCCCUGGCACUCGGGCGCCGUUCUCUUCUGGUACGUCAAGUGGGCCUUGUUCCGCGGCGUCGACCAAGACGUCCUCUCCUCGCAGCAAGAAAAAUCCGUCAUCUCGUCCGACGUUGAAGAACUCCACGCGCACGCGACGCACUACGACAACAAGACCGAGUACAUGUACUCCUUUUUGCAAAUCAUGACGGCAGCCGCCGCCUCUUUCACGCACGGCGCCAACGACAUUGCCAACGCGAUUGGCCCUUAUGCGACUGUUUUCCAGCUCUGGAAGGACGGCGCGCUUCCCGAGAAGGGCAAGGCGGAUGUUCCCGUGUGGAUUUUGGUGUUUGGUGCUUCCUGCUUGGUGAUUGGCCUGUGGACGUAUGGGUAUAACAUCAUGAGGAACUUGGGCAACCGGAUUACGUUGCAGAGUCCGAGCAGAGGGUUUUCGAUGGAGUUGGGGAGCGCGGUGACGGUUAUUUUGGCUACUCGGUUGAAGCUGCCUGUGUCGACUACGCAGUGUAUUACGGGCGCUACUGUCGGUGUUGGUCUUUGCUCGGGCACGUGGAGGACCAUCAACUGGCGCCUUGUGGCUUGGAUCUACAUGGGCUGGUUCAUCACUCUGCCUGUUGCAGGCAUCAUUUCGGGAUGUUUGAUGGGUAUCAUUAUCAAUGCUCCUCGCUGGGGGUAUAGUGGCUGAAUGCACGCUGUGGGGUGGAUGUCGGAAUAGAGGUGCCGCUCGACAGAAAAAAGAGGAGUGGGUGUGACCAAGGAUGGAUGGAAAAGAAUUGGAACUGUCCAGAAUUUGUGUUCUAUUCCUUCAAACCACGUCGCCGCAGGUGGUUACGUAGUAGAUAGCUGUUGCUUGUUUUGUGCUAUUUUGUGAGGCUGUUAUACCCCAGGUAGUACGCUAUUCUGAAAUCCAUAUCAACCAAACGCUAAUUGAGAACAUGAACAUGGCAAGCUCCUAGUGCUCUUCAUCACCAAUUUCUGUUCCUUGCCAGCUUUCAAUCAUCGAUGUAAUCAUAAUCUUAAAGCAGGAGCCUCCGGAGUGAAGGCCACCCGUAGGACUUGGGCGUGCUCUCAUCGGAUGGGGGAGUGCUGUCAUCAUAGCGCUUCGAGCCAAGCCUGGGAGGCAAGGAUUUGAUCCACAAAACCCUUUCCAUACCCGGCUGUAUCUCGCUCAACUUGCUGUUCAGACAAUGGAUUUCAGCCAUAAUGCGUGGACACGGGCACCUUCGUUGGAAGCCCAACAAAUUUACUCGUUGGGAGUCAUUCUUUUUCAAGAACGUCUCCUCCGGCCCCUUCCAUGGUUCUUCCCUGAAAGCCGAUGCGACCAGAUAAUCGAAGCCUCUCUCCCACAAGUGUUGCUCAGCCUGUUU